Molecule: messenger RNA, 3161 nt
Organism: Doryrhamphus excisus (bluestripe pipefish)
Lineage: Eukaryota; Metazoa; Chordata; Actinopteri; Syngnathiformes; Syngnathidae
Gene: pacc1
Product: proton activated chloride channel 1
Source: RefSeq, a predicted model, not a curated record
CUGUGAAAGUAACGUAGCAUGCAUGGAUGGAUGGCUGGCUGGAUGGAUGCACAAACACCGAACAAGAACACCUCGGAUGUGAAAGGAGUUAUACCUGGCUUCCGUCGUACCUCUUGAGCUCUUCUUCUGUGAAUAAUCUCACAGGUUUGGUAGCUGGUUUGUAUUUUAACUUGACGUCGUCUGCCAAAGCCAGGCUAAUAAAUACAACGAAGAACAGGCUAGCUCCGGCUGUUGCCAUGGCAGAGUGUUUGUUUGUUGGACGCGGAGCUGAACUCGCCGUUUCACUUCCUGGUUGCGUUUAUAUAACGUCAGCCGAUCAUGUGACGUAGUAAGAAACUCACUGUUUCACUUCCUUGUGUGAUCAAUGUUGCGUUUGAUGUCAUAGGAAAUGAGACCGUUAGUGUAGUACGGGCCAAAUCCAAAUGUAAUAGAUCGAACCUUAAUUGGAAACUUUCAAGUGGUUUGCCGAAUGUAGAUUAUAAAUGAUAUCAAAGUAAUUUAAUAUACAUAUCGAUUUUUCCGCGAUCAGUUUAGGUCAGUCUUGCUAUCUUCCGAUGAUCAGUGAAGACAGCAGCAAGCUCCCGUGGCAAAACGGUGACGUCAUAAUCCUCACAAAAUAUACACAAGUGGGUACAUAUAUUGAUAAAUAUAUUUGAUCCACACAACAAAGAUGUAUUUGUGAAAAUAAAAAUGAGCAAUUUUAAAAUGAAGCCGAAAUCUCGAGGCUUGAGUUCGACCGACUGAAUGGCGUUGCAAGUAUCACGUGACCGAUUACGUAACCAGUGUCAUACUUCAGCGCGUUUACAAACGGCUCGGGAAAAAAUUAAAAAUAAAAAUAAACAGCUCGAAACGGAUUGAUGGCUUCUAAUGGCUUGUAUCUUGGCGCUAACUGAUGUAUAUAAUUCCCACCAAGCUGUGGAACAAUGUGGCCUUGUAAGGACAGCACUGGCAAUUUUAGUGAUGACGACCAGUGUUUCACUCUUUUUAGUGACAUAGGUUGCUUUGACGUCAUUCUUCCACCGGAUGUCCCUGUUGCUUUCACUGAGGAGCCAAAGCUCCGGAUAUGAUCCGGAACAAACUUCAUGACGCUCCGUUCCAUAUCUGACCAAGAGUGUAGAGACUAAUUAGAUCGAUUUCCGGUAUUUUACACAUAAUGAGCAACAAAAAAACGGGUGUAACUAGAACAGUAGACAGUAUUUAUAGUUCCGGGAAACGCCUACACGCAUUCCAAUUGACAUGACUCCCUGUUCACAUUGAAAUUAUUUGUUUCUUAGUAAAUAACUAAUUAUUCGCUACUCCACGCUUGUUUUGGUUGUUGCUCUGAGAGUGGACACUGCGCGUGCGCAAUGUCUUCUGCCGUAUGACACAGCGCCGCACACAGGCUGGCGUGUGUACUACACAGUUUUGAGUAACGUUAAGUGUGAAUUAUUUACCAAAACGAUAAGAUAAAUAUUUUUUUAGAAAACGACAAACCCCCCAAAAGUUUUCCUGUAUUUCCGUGUGACGUACGUUAGACAGGAAGACACGUCAAGGACACAAACCUUUGAGUUUGGCACCCUAAGGGCGUGUCUUUGUCUUCCUAUCAUGGGAGGGUCGCCUUUUUCCAAACCUCCUCCUCGCGGUGUGCUUCCUAUCCCCUCCUUUUGUGAUCUACAUGUAAAAUGUUGCGUGGAAGUUGUCCUCCGAGUUGAAAAGACUCCAAAAGUCCUUCUAGAAACAGUCCUUGCGAGUAAGCAAAGGAAUGGUCGGCAAAGACAACUCAUACCAAGAGUUAAGCGAUGACGACAAUGCCCAAAACAACACCGCAUCCCCAGACCGCUUUGGAGACAACAAGGAUCACAACGACAGCAUUUUACCAGAUGACGACGUGAGGGGCAGCUUGUUCUCCAUGAUGGUGAGCAAGACGUGCCUGAAGAACGUCUUCACGGUGGUGCUCAUCUUCAUCUACGUGUUGCUGACGGCUGUGGCCGCCUUUCUGGCCUACCAGACCAUCUCCGACUUCUUGGAUAAGCUCAACCACCCUGUCAUGUCGGUCACCUAUAAGGAGGUGGAUGCCUUCUCCCCGCCGGGUAUCGCUCUCUUUCCCGGGAAUGCCCAGCUGCUGAGCUGCCAGCACCAUCACCACGACAGCAUCCCACCUGUAGUGGACCCCGGGACGCCCCAAGCAGGGGACUGCGUCAUCGUUGAGGUUACCUACUUAGGACCCUUCUCCAAUCAUACACAGAAGAAGGCGCUGGUGGUCCGCGGCCCGUCGGACGUCAGGAGCAAAGAGCUGAUCUUCAUGCAGUUUAGUCAGAACAAAACAGAAGAGGACUUCAGCGCCAUCACUUAUAUGCUGUUCGCCAACUUUAGCGACCUCGCACACAGUGUGAAUAAAUCUGAGUUCAUGAGGCACUGUGAGAGGAAUUACUCCACAUGGACCUUGUCCGGGGGAUUCCGAACCUGGGUCAAGAUGUCCUUAGUGAGGACGACGGGGAAGAGCAGCAAAUCUGUGCAGUUUCUUCAAGAGUCUACUGUGGUCAAAUUCAACGACAAGAGGCCCGCAUCUGAGAGAAGCACCCAGCUGUUCUUUGCUGUUUUUGAAUGGAGGGAUCCUUUUAUCAAAGAAAUUCGACUGAUCGUGACUGCAAAUGCAUGGAGUUCGGUAGCCAUUCUUUGCGGCGUUUUUAUGGCUUUUUUCAAGGCGGCUAAUUUUGCCAAACUGAGCGUCCAGUGGAUCAUCAGGAUGCGCAGGAGGCACCGGAGGAACAAGGUCAAGGAGCUCAACCCCAUCACGGAGGAGGUUUCACCCAAGUGAAAUGAGAGGCAAUUUUUCCCAACAUUUCUGCUAAGGCAGUUUUUAUGCACAUAAAUGAACAUUUUACUGAAAGACACUGAACAUGUUUUGAUUCUUCACUGUGUGAGUAAAUCCGAAUGAAACUAUUUCUCAUGCUAUUCCAAAAGUACUGCAAUUUUUGUGUUGACAAAUGCUAUACAUGGCCAAUCAUCUACAUGUGUUGAUAAAGGGAAUUACAAUUUGCACUAGUUUUUAUUGGAGUAAUGAUCUGCUGUUGAUAGUAUUGUUGCUUUGGUCAUAGCAGGCAAUGCAGUUGUGUUUAUUUGUGUAGAAAUGACUUGAACUGUGUAUGUAUGUGUGACAAUAAAAUAUGCCGUAUUUUUUA